Messenger RNA from Alexandromys fortis (reed vole), 988 nucleotides. RefSeq names its product peptidylprolyl cis/trans isomerase, NIMA-interacting 1 (gene Pin1). Lineage: Eukaryota; Metazoa; Chordata; Mammalia; Rodentia; Cricetidae. The record is from RefSeq and is a predicted model, not a curated record. The transcript is spliced from 4 exons. The coding region runs from base 93 to 590 and encodes 165 amino acids. Gene Ontology annotation, cellular component: cytosol; nucleus. Gene Ontology annotation, molecular function: protein binding; peptidyl-prolyl cis-trans isomerase activity.
AAGUCUCUACUGAACGAGCCAAUCAGCAGCGGCGCAGGUUGGCGCGGGGUCAGAGCCGCGGAGGCGGAGCGGGCGCUGCGGCAGGAGGGAAGAUGGCGGACGAGGAGAAGCUGCCGCCGGGCUGGGAGAAGCGCAUGAGUCGCAGCUCAGGUCGGGUAUACUACUUCAAUCACAUCACCAAUGCCAGCCAGUGGGAGCGGCCCAGUGGCGGCAGCAGUGUUGGAGGCAGUAGCAAGAAUGGCCAGGGAGAGCCAGCCAGGGUGCGCUGCUCGCACUUGCUGGUGAAGCACAGCCAGUCUCGGAGGCCCUCAUCCUGGCGGCAGGAAAAGAUCACCAGGAGCAAGGAGGAGGCCCUGGAGCUGAUCAAUGGCUACAUCCAGAAGAUUAAGUCAGGAGAAGAAGAUUUUGAAUCUCUGGCCUCACAGUUCAGCGACUGCAGCUCUGCCAAAGCCAGGGGAGACCUUGGUGCCUUCAGCAGAGGUCAGAUGCAGAAACCGUUUGAGGAUGCAUCGUUUGCUCUUCGGACAGGGGAGAUGAGUGGGCCAGUGUUCACAGAUUCGGGCAUCCAUAUCAUCCUGCGCACAGAAUAAGGCCAGUGCCUGGCCAGCCAGCCCAUGGAUGCCCUUCCUGCUACUGUCACACAGUAUUUAUUGUUCCUGAAAUGGCUGGGAGAGGGGCUCCAGAUAGUAACUCUGAGCUCCCUACUUCCUGUUUGACCCCAUUUGGGGCUGUCCUAGCCAGGCUUCUUCUGAAGGAAUCAACUUCAGAAGGGCAAUGGGGGUAUGGAAGCCCCAGGCUCAGGGGGUCAAAGGUGACCUGACACCCAGGUCUCAGAGGCAGGCAGGAGGGCCUUGUUUCUUGUUAGUUUUAUGCUCUGUUCUUCUGUUCAGUUGCAAAAAGCAGACGCUGCACACCUGGCGAUGCAGUACCUCAGCCUCGGUUGUGAUGCAGCGCCCAUGCACCUCCAUUAAAUCUGGAACCACUGGCU